Messenger RNA from Exserohilum turcica Et28A, 2511 nucleotides. RefSeq lists its product as uncharacterized. Gene Ontology annotation, biological process: chorismate biosynthetic process. The coding region runs from base 1 to 2511 and encodes 836 amino acids. The transcript is spliced from 2 exons. The record is from RefSeq and is a predicted model, not a curated record. NCBI's taxonomy places the organism in Eukaryota, Fungi, Ascomycota, Dothideomycetes, Pleosporales, Pleosporaceae. Gene Ontology annotation, molecular function: shikimate 3-dehydrogenase (NADP+) activity; 3-dehydroquinate dehydratase activity; 3-phosphoshikimate 1-carboxyvinyltransferase activity.
AUGGCCUCUGUGACCAUCGGUACCAAACGCUCGAUUGCGAAAAUCGACACAGAAAGCCAGCCGAGAGAUGGAUGCGCUUCACUACCAACGCCGUCUCCGCCAGCGUCCAAGCAACGAAGUCUACCCAAUUCGGCAAGGUCUACACCGGCACCUCCUCAGCUUGAAUUCCGGCGGGUUUUUGAUUCGAGGGCAUCUAUUGUUCUCCUUGGAAUGCAUGGAACAGGAAAAGCCACGCUGGCCAUGAUGGCAUCUGUAACCUGUCAACGGAGGGUCAUUGACAUGGAGAGCGUCUUCCACACAGCCACCGGCUUCUCAACAACAGCAUAUCGAAAACAGUUCGGAUCUUCAAAUCGAAGUAUUUGCCAAGAGGAUAUACUCCGGGGUGUGCUUCAAAACCACAGUAAAGGCGCCAUUAUUGUCUGCAAUGGAAGCUUUCCUUUGGACAACAAGACCCAGUCCCUAUUACGCGAAUUCUCAACGUCGCAUCCUGUUAUUCAUAUCACACGGGAUACUCGCAGCGUUUGUGAAUACUUGGAAAUCGACGAAGCUAGAGUCCAGGAACUAGUCGCUAUCAGCACACCCGUAUUCCGACGGUGCUCAAACUACGAAUUCUACAACAUCUCGGAGACGAAUGCGUCGCAUCUUUCCGUCGCCCCUGCACAACAGCGCUCUGUACCAGCAUUCUUGACACUAAAGAGAGCAGAAAGAACUUUUUUCAAAUUUCUGGCUCGCAUCCUGUCCCCUAGGGGUACGCAUGGGAGCACAGAAAGCAAUCGUCCAACACUGGAUCCCGGCUACUUUCCCUUAUCAUAUGUCCAUUUGGAACUGCGAAACUACACAUGUGCUGUGCAAGUCCAACUUUCGGACCUCAUUCCAGAAGAUGUAGACAUUGAGGAACUAGAAUUUGGCUGCGACGCAUUUGAAAUCGUGGUGGAACCCAAACAACUCUGUGCAGACUACGCCGAGGACAUUAGCAAGAGCAUAUCCCGGGUUCGCCGGAGUACUGUCACGCCAAUCAUCUACCAUGUCAUGCCCACUUCAACCAAAUCGAUCUAUUCCACAACAUCGUAUCUAGCUAGCUUAUGGCAUGGUCUGCGGAUGGCACCAGAAUUCAUAACGGUUGAUCUGACCAUGGAUGAAGAGGUGAUACAAGCCAUUGUCGCAUCCAGAGCCUCAACAAAAGUCAUUGGGCAUUUGCACGCCGCAAUGGACUGGUACGAUGUAUUUUGGCUCGAAAAAUACGACACGGCAAUGAGGCUAGGUUGCAGUGUCGCACGCUUCACACGCCCAGCCAACUUCAUGGACGACAAUGCGGCGAUUCAAUCGUUCCGAAACACCAUCUACGCAAAGUCGCGGAGAAUACCAAUGAUAUGCUAUAACACUGGCAAGGCCGGACGUCGCUCUGCAUGCUUCAAUCAGGUUCUUACACCAGUUAUUCCGGAGAAAUUGAGGAAAAACAAAAACUUCGAAGAAAGGGCACAAGAGAACCCAGAAACAUCAUGGCUCACCGUGACAGAAGCUACACAUAUCUUGUACGCUUCAUUCACAUACGAUCCAAUGGAAUUCUAUGUCAUAGGUGCAGCAACAGGUUACAGCCUAAGUCCUGCAAUGCACAACGCCGCAUACCGAGCCUGCGGCAUGCCGCACCACUUCGACCGGAUCGAAACCAGCCAACUAGACGACAGUAUCAAGCAGCUACUCCGACAGCCAAAUUUCGGUGGUACAGCGGUGAGCCAGCCCUUCAAAGUUGACGCCCUCGCCCUCACCCACGCGGUAAGCAAACAUGCCCGCGCAAUCGGCGCAAUCAAUACUCUCCUCCCCAUCCGCCACCUCAACCGAGACGGCACCAUCCCAGACGUAGAAAGCUUCGAGCUGUUCCAAGAACGCAGCCAAUCGGGCCCCGUCAAAGCUCUCUUUGGCGACAACACAGACUGGAUCGGAAUCCGAUCCUGCAUCCGGCGCGGCCUUUCACCCGCAAAUGCUGUCCGACCCUCUAUCACAUCCGCCCUCGUCAUUGGUGCAGGCGGCAUGGCGCGUGCUGCAAUCUACGCCAUGCUGCAUCUAGGCAUCAAAAAUAUCGCCAUUUUCAACCGCACAACCGCACACGCUGAAACGCUUGUUACUUACUUUACGCAGAUAGCAGCGAGCCCCGAGGCAGCGACGUUGUUUCCAUCCUUUGUACAAGAUACACAGCCUACAUUCUGUAUCCUGCCGUCACGAGACACACCAUGGCCAGCUGUCUUCCGUCCCGCCACCAUCAUCGUAUCCUGCAUCCCCACGCACUCAGUAAACGGCGAGCCAUCGCCUGACUUCACGCUGCCGCUGCACUGGAUGCAGUCGCCUUCUGGCGGUGUGGUAAUCGAGCUUGCGUACCGCACGCUAAAUACGCCGCUGACGAGGCAGGUGCUGUGGCUCACUUGCUAUCUCAUGCCAAUCCUCGAUACGCUCAACGUAAAACUCAGCAAUGGCAUCAAAGUCAAGCAGAUCCGCUGCUCCCAUCUUUUUGCUUGA